CUGUGCUCCAUUCCUGCAGGGUUUAGGAGCUGUUGCUGUGGACGGAGAGACGGGGUCGGUGAGUCCCCCCCCCCCAUCUGCUCAGUGUGUGGGCUGAGCUUCGAGGGGCUGAGCUUCGGUGGAGGACCACAUAAUGGGGUACAACAAGGUGAAGCAUUAUGAGUGUGAUGUGUGUGGCAAAGCCUGGCAGAAGCCAAGCCAGCUGGAGACCCACCGACGGGUGCACACGGGAGAACGCCCCUUCGACUGCUCGGAAUGUGGCAAGAAAUUCACCCGCUACGAGGCCCUGCAUCGGCACAACCGCGUGCAUUCCGGCGAGAAGCCCUUUGGCUGCUCCGACUGCGGCAAGAGUUUCAAGACAACAAAUGACCUGAAGGCCCACCGGCGAGUUCACACGAGCGAGAAGCCCUUUGGCUGCUCCACCUGCGGCAAGAGCUUCAAGACGACAAAUCACCUGAAGGACCACUGGCGGGUGCACACGGGCGAGAAGCCCUAUGGCUGCUCCACCUGUGGCAAGAGCUUUGCCCAGUUAUCCGGGUUGCUGCAUCACCGGCGGGUGCACAGCAGUGAGCGGCCCUUCACCUGCUCCGACUGCGGAAAAGGCUUCAAGACGUCCACGGACCUGAAGGUGCACAGGCGUCUGCACACCGGCGAACGGCCUUACACCUGCAGCGACUGUGGCAAGGGUUUCACCCGCUCAUCCAGGCUGCUGGAGCACCAGCGCACCCACACCGGCGAGCGCCCUUUCACCUGCACCCAGUGCGGCAAGGGCUUCACCCACUCCACCAAGCUGUUGUCCCAUCAGCGGGUGCACACUGGCGACCGUCCCUUCCCAAGCCCGGUGUGCGGUGAGCGCUGUGCCGUGGCCUCCCACAACCUAUCCCACCAGCACAUGCACACCAGUGGCCAGCCCUACGACUGCCCGUACUGCAGUGAGGCGUUUGACAGCUCGCGGGGGUUGCGGCAGCACCGGCGGGCCCACGUCGGCGAGCAGAUGCUCCCACUGCCUUGGAAGGUAAUCACGGACAUCACCCCGAUAUCCCAGGGGUUCUGCAGGAAGGAGCUGCGGCACGUUCUUCCCCUCCGGCGCCAGCUGUCAAUGGUGCUGGACCGGGAGGAGGUAGUUGACGGGCGCUUCUGUGUCCAGCAGGAUGGGCGUGACUUCACCUUCUACUGGACAUCGGAGCGCCCAAGUUCUGGAGGGGAUUCUGGGAAGGGUGGUGAUGUGGACCACUCGGGUGAUAUGGAGCAGGGGGAGAUUCCUGUUGGGGAGGGAGUCCCGCAUCAGGGACCCGAGGAAGCCCAGGAGCAACCCACCCAGGACGAGGCACAGAGCACUGUAGAGACUUGGGGUGGCCAUUUUGUUAGCCCGAAUUUCCAGCCAGAGAUCCUAAAGGUCCAGAAAUGGGUGCCAGGCCGCUUGCUUCACAUGGCCGUGCGCCUGGAUUGCGUGCCGUUGCAGACACGCCUGUUCUGGGAGGUGUCUGCCCUGCUGAGCUCCAUUGACCCUGGUGACCGUGUGAUCCUCGGGGGUGAUUUCAACUAUACCCUUGAGGAAGGAGACCGUUCCGGUCUCCAGCGUGGUCAGGAUUUGGUGAAGAAGUUGAAGGAGCUAGUGGGCUCCUUUGACUUGGUAGUCACCUGGAGGAACCUCCACCCCAACUCUGCUGCGCACGAGAGGAGGGUCCGCCCGGACGUAUUCAUCGGACCCAGGUGCCAUAAUCCUUCCCGGGAGCCGGUCCCACACAACCUGAGCCACCUUUACUCGAAACCCUUCACCUCCCUCCGAGACGCAGAGAAGCAUGUCCUGUACGGGCUCCUCCCCCACACCCUGCACUUCCUUGCCCUGGUCCACCGCCCGGAUACCAAGUGGCGCAAGGCCAGGGUCAGAGUUGGCGGUCUGCAGUUGCUGCCCUUGCCCUUGUUGCGCACUACCCAGUUAGGAACAAUCUGCAUCGUCCACUUUGGAACUUCCUCAGGUGUCACCUCUGCUGUCUCCAUCGGCAUCGAUCUGGUCAGGGUUGGGAACAAAACGGCAAUUGUCCUUCUCAUCAGAAACACCAUCAUUGCCAUCUUCAUCAAUGUCCUGAUUGUCAUCACACUGACUACCCACCAGUCGAUGGAAGACCACAUGACGGGGCAUAGCAAGGAUAAGCGUUUUAAGUGCGACGUGUGUGGCAAGGCGUUCCAGUACCCGAGCCACCUGGAGAUCCACCAGCGGGUGCACACGGGAGAACGCCCCUUCGACUGUUCAGACUGCGGCAAGAACUUCAAGUCGGAGCGGGCACUGAUGGACCACCGGCGGGUGCACACGGGCGAGAAGCCCUAUGGCUGUUCUACCUGUGGCAGGAGCUUUGUCCGGUUGUCGGGGCUACGGGGGCACCGGCGUGUGCACAGCAGUGAGCGGCCCUUCACCUGCUCCGACUGUGGCAAAGGCUUCAAGUCGUUGCCUGAACUGAAGGUGCACAGGCGCCUGCACACCGAGGAGCGGCCCUUCACCUGCUCAGACUGUAGCAAAGGCUUCAAGUCGUCGCAUGAACUGAAGGUGCACAGGCGCCUGCACACUGGGGAGCGGCCCUUCACCUGCACCGACUGCGGCAUGAGCUUUGCCCAGUCGUCGGCGUUGCAGAAGCACCGGCGGCUGCACAGCAGUGAUCGACCCUUCACCUGCUCUGACUGCGGCAAAGGCUUCAAGUUGUCCACGUACCUGAAGGAGCACAUGCGCGUGCACACCGGGGAGCGGCCCUACACUUGCAGCGUCUGCGGCAAGGGUUUCAUCCGCUCCGACAGCCUGCUGGAGCAUCAGCUCACCCACACGGGCGAGCGCCCCUUCACCUGCGCCCAGUGCGGUAAGGGCUACACCCGCUCUGCCAGCCUGCUGUCCCACCAGCGGAUGCAUGUCGCCGACUGUCUCAUCCCCAGGUCUUACCGUUGCUCCGACUGCGGCAAGAGCUUCAAGCGGACGCAACAUCUGAAGGUCCACCCGCGGGUGCCCACGGGCGAGAAGCCCUUUGUCUGCGCCGCCUGUGGCAAGAGCUUCACCCAGUGGUCGGGGCUGUGGGUGCAUCGGCGAGCGCACAGCAGUGAGCGGCCCUUCACCUGCUCCGACUGCGGCAAAGGCUUCAAAUUGUCCGCGCAACUGACGAUGCACAGACGCCUGCACACCGGGGAGUGGCCCUACACCUGCAGCGACUGCGGCAAGGGCUUCGUCUGCUCCAGCAGGCUGCUGUCCCAACAGCGGAUGCACGCCGGCAACCGUCCCGUCCCCAGCCCGGAGUAUGGAGAGCGCUUUGCCAUGGCCUCCCACGCCGUGUCUCACCAGCAGGUGCACACCAGUGGCCAGCCGUACGACUGCCCGAACUGCGGUGAGGUGUUUGACAGCUCGCGGGGGUUGCGUCAUCACCGGCGGGCCCACAACAGCGAGCGGCUGCUCCCACUACGGCAAGAGUUUCAAAAGUGCUCGGGGGCGGCGGGAGCACCAGCGGAUACACACCGGAGAGAGACCAUUUGUGUGCGCUGAGUGUGGCAAGGGCUUCA
Messenger RNA from Leucoraja erinaceus (little skate), 3537 nucleotides. Its product is annotated as zinc finger protein 850-like. The record is from RefSeq and is a predicted model, not a curated record. Gene Ontology annotation, biological process: regulation of transcription by RNA polymerase II. The transcript has 8 exons. Gene Ontology annotation, molecular function: RNA polymerase II transcription regulatory region sequence-specific DNA binding; DNA-binding transcription factor activity, RNA polymerase II-specific. NCBI's taxonomy places the organism in Eukaryota, Metazoa, Chordata, Chondrichthyes, Rajiformes, Rajidae. Gene Ontology annotation, cellular component: nucleus. Bases 134 to 3520 code for a protein of 1128 amino acids.